Messenger RNA from Trichoplax adhaerens, 1548 nucleotides. RefSeq lists its product as uncharacterized. The coding region runs from base 1 to 1548 and encodes 515 amino acids. Gene Ontology annotation, cellular component: nuclear pore. NCBI's taxonomy places the organism in Eukaryota, Metazoa, Placozoa, Uniplacotomia, Trichoplacea, Trichoplacidae. The transcript has 17 exons. The record is from RefSeq and is a predicted model, not a curated record. Gene Ontology annotation, biological process: nucleocytoplasmic transport. Gene Ontology annotation, molecular function: protein binding.
AUGACCUGUAGACCGUUUAAACCAUUCACUACGGCCGCUGUCAUUGAGAUUCAAUCAAUGGAAAAUACCAAUACAAGUGAUCCUGAACAACCUAGUUGCUUCAGUGCAAUACAAAUACUUCCUCCCACUGAAAAUCAAGUAACUAUCUGCGAGAAAAACUGCUUGUACCUUACAGAAGAUGCCGAUCAACUACGUUGCAAUAGUCAUGUUACUCAGAUUUCCAGUUAUAAACGCAUUGAGGUCAAUAAUGAACUAGAAAAAUUUCGAAUCGUAUCAUCCUCUGUUAGAUCGGCCUUUGUUAAGCAGCAAAGUAAUUACUGGCAGAAAAUUUCACGUGCUUGGAAAACUUGCGGUAUUUCCGGCAUUGUUCAAGAAUUAUCAGUAAUAGAGAGUUCUUUAGACGAUAAUCAAAAAGCGACUUGGACUUUCAACUUACAGAAACUAACCGAAAAAGUGCUAACUUGUAUUUUAAAUGCACAAAAGCGAUGGUUUCCUGCAUCAUUUAUGAUAAAUAAACAACUAGAAGCCAGCUAUCUUCAUCCGCAUGGUAAGCGAUCUUCUAUUGUGGCUCUAGCUUGGCAUCCGCACAUUUCCAAAUUUGCUGUCGGUUUUAAGGAUAACACCGUUAGAAUAAUGUCUUUAACAAAUGAUAAAUAUAACUUACUCAAGCAUGGCCAGCAAGAAGGAGUAACUUGUCUUGCAUGGAGGCCAUUUGCAGGUUCUACUCUCGCAGUUGGUGGAUUACAUGGCAUUAUCAUCUGGUAUUUAAAUUCUACCCGAGAUACUACGUCUAGGCAAGGCAUCCGCUUGUUGGAGUGUAAAAAGCAUUCACCUGUCGUCACAAUGGCAUGGAGUCCAACCGGAAACUAUUUAGCUUCUGGAUGUCCCCUUGAUAAUGCCUUGAUGAUAUGGGACGUAGAAAGUGAAACUUGCACUCCUCUACGUAGAAGUGGUGGAAUUUCCCUGCUAAAAUGGUCCCCUGAUGGAUCAAAGCUAUUUGCUGCCUCUUCUGAAUCGAUCUUUAGAGUUUGGGAAACUAGAUGGUGGUCAUGCGAAAAAUGGUCUAGAUUAAAGUCUAGCUAUGGUAAAUUAGGUAGUAGUGGAGAAGUUGCUACAAACUUAACAAACUUGCAAAGAUUUGAAUUUGGUAACGGUGUAAAGGUUGGAGGAAAUAUAUGCAACCUAUCGUGGGAAAACGAUGGGUCACGCCUUGCGGUUACUUUUUCCAAUAACGAUGAUGAUGAAGAGAGUAAUUCUGAAGUUAUCGUAACCUUUCUGACUACGCUAAAACCGAAUUUUAGGAUAUCUUUAUGCGGUUUCAUUAGAGGAGAAGCUAAUGAAACACCCGACCUUAUUGAAUUCCAUAGCAGUAGAAUCAACAAAACUUUAUUAUCAGUGUGUUGGUCUAGUGGCUAUAUGUCAUUUAUUCCCUUUUACUUGAAUGAAUUAAGACAAAUCCGCCAAACUGGUACAAUUAAUUCUCCCAUGCCUAACCAACCUACAAUGAAAAAUAAUAUAACGUUAUACUCAAAUAUCCAACAGCAAUGA